AUGGCCGGGGCUGGUAGCCAGCACCACCCUCCGGGCGCCGCGGGAGGAGCGGCCGCUGGGGCUGGCGCCACGGUCACCUCCGCCGCUGCCCCGGCGGGGCCGGGAGAGGAUUCAUCCGACAGCGAAGCGGAGCAAGAGGGACCCCAGAAACUGAUCCGCAAAGUGUCCACCUCCGGGCAGAUUCGGACCAAGACCAGCAUUAAAGAAGGGCAACUAUUGAAGCAAACCAAUUCUUUCCAGAGGUGGAAAAAACGAUACUUCAAGCUUCGAGGUCGUACACUUUAUUAUGCAAAGGACUCAAAGUCUCUGAUAUUCGAUGAAGUGGACCUCUCAGAUGCCAGCGUAGCUGAAGCAAGCACAAAAAAUGCUAACAACAGCUUCACGAUAAUCACUCCAUUCAGAAGACUCAUGCUAUGUGCUGAGAACAGGAAGGAGAUGGAGGAUUGGAUCAGCUCACUGAAGUCUGUACAGACCAGAGAACCUUACGAGGUGGCCCAGUUUAAUGUGGAACAUUUCUCAGGGAUGCAUAACUGGUACGCCUGCUCCCACGCUCGACCCACUUUCUGUAACGUGUGCAGGGAGAGUCUUUCUGGAGUCACUUCCCACGGCCUGUCCUGCGAAGUGUGUAAAUUCAAGGCUCACAAAAGGUGUGCAGUGAGGGCAACCAAUAACUGUAAGUGGACCACUCUGGCCUCUGUCGGCAAGGACAUCAUAGAGGAUGAAGAUGGAGUAGCCAUGCCUCACCAAUGGCUCGAGGGCAACUUGCCUGUGAGCGCCAAAUGUGUUGUCUGUGACAAAACAUGUGGCAGUGUUCUCCGUCUGCAAGACUGGAAAUGCCUCUGGUGUAAAACAAUGGUACACACUGCCUGCAAAGAUUUGUACCAUCCUGUUUGUCCACUUGGCCAGUGUAAAGUGUCUAUCAUACCUCCAAUUGCACUAAACAGCACUGAUUCUGAUGGUUUCUGUAGAGCAACAUUUUCAUUCUGUGUUAGUCCUCUAUUGGUUUUUGUCAAUUCUAAGAGUGGAGAUAAUCAGGGAGUAAAGUUCCUCCGGCGAUUCAAGCAGUUACUAAAUCCAGCUCAGGUGUUUGAUUUAAUGAAUGGAGGACCUCAUUUAGGUUUAAGAUUAUUCCAGAAGUUUGACAAUUUCCGGAUUCUUGUUUGUGGAGGAGAUGGAAGUGUAGGCUGGGUUUUGUCAGAAAUUGAUAGGCUCAAUUUGAAUAAACAGUGUCAGCUGGGAGUCUUGCCAUUAGGGACUGGCAAUGACCUUGCUCGGGUUCUUGGUUGGGGAGGGUCCUAUGAUGACGACACCCAACUUCCUCAGAUACUGGAGAAGUUGGAAAGAGCCAGCACCAAGAUGUUGGACAGGUGGAGUAUAAUGACUUAUGAACUCAAAUUGCCACCGAAGGCUUCUCUACUUCCAGAACCUCCAGAAGCAUCUGAAGAAUUUUAUAUGACAAUUUAUGAAGACUCAGUUGCAACUCAUCUUACAAAAAUCCUCAAUUCUGAUGAACAUGGAGUGAUCAUAUCAUCUGCCAAGAUACUAUGUGAAACUGUAAAAGACUUCAUUGCCAAAGUAGAGAAGGCACAUGAAAAAACUUUGGAAAAUGCUGUUGUAGCUGAUGCUGUGUCCAGUAAAUGUUCAGUCCUCAACGAGAAGCUUGAUCAACUGCUCCAGGCCUUGCACACAGACUCACAGGCUGUUUCUGUUCUCCCUGGGGUCAGCCCUGUCAUCGUAGAAGAAGAUCCUGUAGAAUCUUCAAGUGAAGAUUCCUUGUGUGAAAGCAAGGAACAACUCAUGGAUGACACGACAAAACCCUCCUCGCAGAAGUUCAUCAAGCCAAAGGAAGUUAUGCUGCGGGCAAACAGCUUAAAGAAAGCUGUGAGGCAAGUCAUCGAAGAAGCUGCAAAAGUGAUGGAUGACCAUACAGUUAACCCCUGUGAACCAGUUAAUCAGUCAUUUGAUUAUGAUAGUACAGAAACAGAUGAAUCUAAAGAAGAUUCUAAAGAUGACGAUACAAAAGAAGCAUUAGCUGCUAAAAUGGCACCUCGCUCUCCAGAUGGUCGGAUGAGCCGUUCUCAAACUGACUCUGUCCCUGGUCCCACUGUGGCAGCUUGCAAAGAAAACCUCCCUGUGCUCAAUACCAGAAUAAUCUGCCCAGGUUUAAGAGCAGGACUGGCUGCCUCAAUUGCUGGGAGUUCUAUUAUCAACAAAAUGUUACUAGCAAAUAUUGAUCCCUUUGGUGCCACGCCGUUCAUUGACCCAGAUCCAGAUUCAGUAGAUGGAUAUUCAGAAAAAUGUGUCAUGAACAAUUAUUUUGGGAUUGGAUUAGAUGCAAAAAUUUCACUAGAAUUUAACAAUAAGAGAGAAGAACACCCUGAAAAAUGCAGGAGCCGAACUAAAAACUUGAUGUGGUAUGGAGUCCUUGGAACUCGGGAAUUAUUACAGAGAUCAUAUAAGAAUUUAGAACAGAGGGUGCAACUUGAGUGUGAUGGACAGUAUAUUCCUCUGCCCAGUCUGCAAGGAAUAGCAGUAUUGAACAUCCCCAGCUAUGCUGGAGGCACUAACUUCUGGGGUGGAACUAAAGAGGAUGAUAUAUUUGCUGCACCAUCAUUUGAUGACAAAAUCCUGGAAGUUGUUGCAAUAUUUGAUAGUGUGCAAAUGGCAGUUUCAAGGGUCAUUAAACUUCAGCAUCAUCGAAUAGCCCAGUGCCGUACAGUAAAAAUCACCAUAUUUGGUGAUGAGGGAGUCCCAGUGCAGGUAGAUGGUGAAGCAUGGGUUCAGCCUCCAGGGAUCAUCAAAAUUGUACACAAGAACAGAGCUCAGAUGCUCACAAGGGACAGGGCUUUUGAAAGCACUUUAAAAUCUUGGGAAGAUAAACAGAAGUGUGAUUCUGGUAAACCGGUUCUUCGAACCCAUUUGUACAUCCAACACGCUGUUGACUUGGCAACAGAAGAGGUGUCUCAGAUGCAGCUAUGCUCGCAGGCUGCAGAGGAACUCAUUACCAGAAUUUGUGACGCGGCUACCAUUCACUGUCUUUUGGAGCAGGAGCUGGCCCACGCCGUGAACGCGUGCUCCCACGCGCUGAAUAAAGCGAACCCACAGACCCCAGAGAGUCUUACAAGAGACACUGCCACUGAAAUAGUCAUCAAUGUGAAGGCCUUGUAUAAUGAAACGGAAUCCUUACUAGUCGGCAGAGUUCCUUUGCAGUUGGAAUCGCCACACGAAGAGCGGGUAUCUAAUGCCUUACAUUCUGUGGAGGUGGAGUUACAGAAACUAACAGAGAUCCCUUGGCUUUAUUAUAUUUUACACCCAAAUGAGGAUGAGGAGCCUCCUAUGGAUUGCACCAAGAGAAACAACAGGAGCACAGUAUUUCGCAUAGUGCCAAAAUUUAAAAAGGAAAAGGCUCAGAAGCAGAAGACAAGUUCCCAGUCUGUUCAGAAAUGGGGCACAGAGGAAGUUGCUGCUUGGCUGGAUCUGCUCAAUUUGGGAGAAUACAAAGAAAUCUUCAUUCGUCAUGACAUCAGAGGGGCAGAACUUUUGCAUCUGGAAAGGCGAGAUCUUAAGGACCUGGGGAUACCGAAGGUCGGUCAUAUGAAGCGAAUUCUCCAGGGAAUUAAGGAACUUGGAAGGAGUACUCCCCAGUCUGAGGUGUAAUCACAUUGGUGCUAUUCCUUGGAAGAGAAAUAAUUGCCAGUCAAUACAAAGUUCUUGGAAGCAAUGGCUGACCUUGUAGUUUUCUGCCUAGAGAAGUAAGCACCUCUGAAACACCUCUAUGGUUUGAUUUUUUUUUGUGGGUGAAAAUUUUGAUUUGAAUAAUAGAAACUAUUUUUGUGCCAAAUAAUUACAUUCCAUGAAAUAAUUUUCUUAUUGGGCCAACUUGACAUGUUCAAAUAUAUUAGUAAAAUGAUAGGAGGGAUCUCAGGCAAUUGCCUCAUCUCAAAGGUGGAACCGCAAAAGGCGUACUUUCUUUCAACUGGUCAGAUGAAAUAUUCUUACUGUUCAGCUGCCUAAGAAUAUGUGGCUAAAAUUUCUUAGGUUUCAUUAUUGGAGGCCUUGGCUUUCUCUUUAAAAUCAUUGGCCGGAAGGUUAAACCAUAAAUUGAGCUGUAUUUUGAGUGUUAGAUUGGUAUCACAUCAGAUUUUUAGGGAUCAGUGCUCAAAGAAUGUGGUGUAGACCCUUCAAAUACUAUGAAUGAAUGCAAAUCCUAAUGCACGAAGUUCCUGCCUGAAUUGUCUCUUUUUCUUGCAUGUCACAUCUAAUAUUAUAACACUUUAACAGCUUUAAGUCAGUUUUAAUGGAAUUUAAUUUAUUACUCUCUGAGUACUUUUUUGUUGGCUAAAGGCACUUUUUCUCCUUUGAUGUGGAAUUUUCCACAAAUAUUCUGUAUCUAAGAUUUUGUGAACCUGUGUCUGUGCCAUAAUCAACAAAUAUCUUACCUAAGCCAAUUUUAUUUCAACCUGUCAAACAAUGGUGUGCACAUUUAAAAAAAAUUCUCUGGAUAUUUUCAUAAAAUUACAUGUUCUGUUGCCUAUCAACAGCUGUUAGAGUUUUCUAAACCAUUUUGUCUUACUUGCCUUUCCAUUUUAAUAAUUAUUUAUAUUCUGUUUGCACUUAUAUUAUGGUAGACUGUUGAUGUCCCAGGAUUUCCCCAUGUGUCAACUAAGAUUUGUAUACUGAUUGGUCAUAAAGAACCACCUACUAGCUAAAGUGACUCUUAACAUGACCUUCCUAACAAAAAAAGAUUUAAAUUUUUUCUUAAGGGCUUUACACCACCAUUAUCAUUUCAUUUAAUUCUUAUAUCCUAUCAAAUGGAGAUUAUUUUCCUUUUUCUAAACCACUAUACUUCCGUGUAACUAAUUAGGAGUCAACAUUAUGAGGAUCCAAUCUUUAAAAGCCAAAGGCAUACAUAUCAAAAAGAUCACACAAAUAUCUUCAGUUAAACUUUCUUUAAAAAUAUAUACCAAAAAAUUGAAUUGUAAUACUUGCAAAUCUUCUAUCAUAGAGAAGUAAACAUGGUGUUUACUCCGUGGUGACAUAAAGUAGCCUUCUAAGUAGGUGCUCAGUAGCUGCUCAUGCCCAUGUAUACACGCAUACAGGCACAAACACGCGUGCAUAUAUACAUAAAAACAUAUUUAUAUACACACCUAUAUUUAUAUGCAUAACCACACUAACGUACAUGUAGUCUUGACAUAUACUCUCAUUUAUAUUUUGUAGAGAAUUAUUUGCCAAAUGUUUAAAGAGAGAUAUUAAUGGAAGCGCCUUUAAAGUGAACUACUGUCAGUCAUUUUAUGCAAGGAGUUUAAGUAUCUGAUACUUUUUCCUUAUUUAUUAUUCGAGUAUUUGACUAUCAGUAACAUCCCCAAAUGAGCCUAUCUUAAAAAUAAAGAAACAUGCCAGAUUUCUGACCAAAUCUGACUAUAUGUUUUCCCUAAGUUGUCAGUAAAUGGAAAAUUUCCAAAGGAAAUGAUAUCAAGUCGCAUAUCCAUGUGAAAAGCUCUCCACUUAAUAACUUCCUUUUUUCCAUACCUGUGAAAGUAAAGGUCUACUUUUCUAGUUAGCCCCUCUUUCAGCCCCCACCCUGCAUAGUGUCUUGCUCUCCCCAGCACUUUCCUGUGAGCUCAAAAAGAUGAUGCCAGGUACUCAGCUUUACCAAAAAAGUAAAAGUGGGAAGCCCAGAGAGAGGAAUUCUGAAAAAGAAUUAAGAUAAAAAUCUUCGUUGAUUUUCACUUUCCUAACUGCCCCUUUCCCUAUAGAAAAAAUAGAUCUUCAAACUUUCUAGGUGUUGUUGGUUUCAUGCUUAGGUAACAUCUCUCAUAUAUGCUGCGACUCAUUUCAUGGAAUCCUUCGUUACUAUAAUUUUCCUGCAAAUAACUUUUGGGUGAGGAAUAUUCUUUUAAAUGAUAAUUUUAUUAUUUCUAUAGAGUUAAAUGGCAGCUACUUUUCCUAUACGUCUUCUGUGUAUGACUGUGUAGGCACCAAAUCACAUCACUUAUACCCAUUUCCUAUGACAGUGUCCACCGAAGUCCUCAGGCCCCUUGUCAGUGUCACAAAGGAACCAAAAGAAGGUAGAAAGAGCUUCUCCAUGGAACCUGAUCACAGGUCUGGAGAGUGCAGGGAGAGCCCCUGUACUUUGAUCCAUGUUUAAGCCAAGGUGGAAAGCUCAUUCUGGCUCCUGCAGUUGUCCUUCCCACUUCUGCCCAGUAAGCUCCAAGCAACUGGGUCAUUCUGAAGGGGAGUUUGGGAAAUCACAGCUAAUAUCCACUCUCUUUUCAUCUUAGUUUCCGAAGAGAAACUCAAGUAAGAUGGGGUAAAGGUCAAGCCUGAGUAAAGUUUCUUGGAGCACUCCCAUUUCCCCCCCAGGAAUCCACUCCCUGUCUGACUUUCUUCCCCACUCCCUGACUAUCUGUUCUUUCAUCUGACAGUACAGUGAGCGCUUCUGAAAUUCAUGCUGCAGUGCUGCCCUCUUCUCAUCAAUUAUCCCACAAAAUGGUUCCAUCUCCUCACCUUAAGCACUCAUUGAAGGUCAUCAAACAAAGUAUUAGGGAGAAAACUAUUUAAAGAAAUUAAUUCUACAUUUCAUAAAAAGAUACUUGCUAAUCUAAUUGCUGGACUAGAUGAUUUGGGGACCAGCACAUAUAUAUUGCCCUACGAAGCGAGUUGUGAAGGUUUAGAUCCAUGUCGUCCAGUAUCAUAGCCACUAGCCACAUGUGGAAAUUUAAAUUUAAUUAAUAAUUUAGUUUUUAGCUGGCUAGACACAUUUCAUGUGAUCAGUGACAACCGUGGAUGGUGGAUAUGUUAAGCAGUCCACCACUGCAAAAAUUCUGCUGGAGAACACUGGUGGGUCAUUGCUACUCAGAACGUGGUGCAGGAGAAAAAGCAUCCCUACCCUCUUGUAAAAAAAGCAUUUCUACCCCUUAAAGAAAUCAGAAUCUCAGGUCCACUCCUACCUACUGAAUCAGAAAUCUUCAUUUUAACAUUCAUCCAGUGAUUACUACUGACCUAAUACAUUUGAUCUCUCCUAAAUAUCAGGGAUUUGAGAUUUUUCAGAAGAGCCUCAGAAAAGCUCCCUCCCCAGCUCACUGUUCCCUGUUCAUUUUCCAGCUAUUCCCAGAAACUAGCUGAAAUUCACCACCCUAGCUAAAUUUCCUUCUCAAUCUUUAUUCCUAAUUCUGGUUCUCCAAGAGUCCUCCCUAUCCUGUAUUUUCAUAUCUAGGGUGGGACACAGCUGGCCUUUCUCCAGGCCCUCACAUUUGCUCAAUUUGAUUCUCAUGUGACAAUCUCACUUCUCUACAACUUAAGUCACAGGAACAUUUCAGAAGAAUAUGCUCUGAGAUAGGGACUUGUCAGACUUCUACAACUUGUACAUUUUACUUUUCUUAUCAAUAGGUCAUCCUGUGGACAUAGUUCAUGGUUGAGGACACCCAGAAGUACAAUAGCAUUAAAUGAAUCAUUGGACAUGCAAAAAAUAAAUAAAUAAAUAAACUAAAAUGAUUAUAAGUAAGAUGAAUGCAUCAUUAAAGCCCUCAGAGAAGGCAUGUUUGCUAAAUUGUGAUGUUUUUUGCUAACUUAUCUUGAUUUUCAGAAAGUUAAUAAUUCUUUCAAGUAGUGCCUGAAAAAUAAGUCAUUUUCUUGACCCUUAAUAUACAACAUAGUUAUUUCUAUAAGAUCUUUCCAAUGAUUUAUUAUGAUUAAUUCAUCACUUAAUAUUUUUUAUAUACCAAUAUAAUAUACUAACACAUUUCUGCUUAGAGAUCCUUAGUUUAAUUUAGUGAAUAAAGAGAGCUCUAUUUUAACCUUCAUGGAAAUUAUUUUAACAAGAACUGAGCAAGAAAACACUCACCCAAAGCUAUGACUUAGAAAAUUAUAGUGGAAACCUGCACAUGUCAUUUCUCGACCAAACCAUCUUUUAACUCUAACUGGACUGACAGUAUAGUGGACUUUUAUAUUAUACAGUUGUGAAUUCUUUAAGAAUAUAGCUUUUCAAUAAGCUGUAGAAACAUUGCAUCUUUCAACCUUGGUGUCUAGAAUCUGCCCUGCCCCUUCUUCUCAAAAUGAACUCAUCCUACAUUUUUCAGAUGCUUGUGGUGGUUUUAUAACCCCAAGUUCCUUAAAUUAGUGGAAAGAAGAUUGAGAAGUGAUGUCACAAACUUGACACCUAGACUCCUCCGCCACCUUCCUGGGGAUUUCCCACAGUGUCUGACUGAACCUUUCUCCCUUUCCUCUGGUUGUCCACACCAAGUGUGUUGGGGCUUGGAAUUUUUUUUUGUCUCUGCUGUGGGCAUGUUCUCACUGACUUCUGUUUAGCAAGCUCUGUGUCAGAUGGGUCGUAGGAUGCCAUUGCCAUAGGAUGCCUUUCUAAAGAAACAGCCAAACAAUCUAAAAGGCAAUGAUUAUUGAUUUUAAUUAUACAAACAUUGAUUUUUAUCUUUAGUAUUGUGUAUUUUUUUUCUUCCAGUUUUGUUUAGAGAUAUGACUGUUAGAAGAAAAAAUUCAAAAGGUUUAUCAUUUCAGAGAACUGAGAGAUUAAAAGACAGCUGGACUGUAUCUAUUUGAAUACUUGUUUUUGUUAUUUUCAAGAAUAACUGAGCCUAUAUUAAACUCAGUAACAGUAAUAAAGAUAAGCCCAUAUUACUACUAUAGGUGAACAGAUCAGUUCCUUUUAUCUAGCUAAGAUAUUUUAUUUACAUAUAUUUAUACUCUUUCACUUUUUAUGCACUUCCAAACUUUAGUUGGAAAAAGAGAAACCAACCCACUACUUAGGUUAUAAAAUCUCUACAUAAAGUAUUUCUUUGCAGCUACAACUUAUUCAUUGUAUAGGAAUUUAUAAAUAGUCUUGGUAUUUCAUAGGAACUGCAUUUCAUGAGUAAAUUAACCAAAUCUAAAGAAACAUAAGAUUACUUUUAAAAAUGCAUUAAAGUAAAAGUUUCAUACUCAGUUGAUAAUGCCACUGACAUAGGAUAAUGCAGUUAGAUAUACAAGCUAAAGGAAAAAGAAUCUAUUUUGUGAUCCUAACUGUCUGAUUGCACUAUUGUUUACCACAGCUUAGCCAUAUCUAUUUCUGUAUUCUCAGUAUUAAGCUGAUAUGUAGCUCAAGAUUUCUUACCGUUCUGGUAACUGGUAACUAGUAUUGUAAAAGGUUUUGGCAUUGUAAUAUUCCCAGAUUUGUGAGUUAUAUAUUGUAUAUGGAAAAUGACUGAUGAAUUGGAGUAAUAUAUUUAUCUAGAGCUGGGAAAGUACAAUAAUUAUUUUCAAAUCUCAAGUAAGUUGUAUUAAUUUUUUUCUUCCUUUUAAGUAAGAUAAAAAGUCUCUUUAUCAUGUCUAUUUAUACAACAUGUUUCUCCUUUUACUGGUUUUAUUAAUUUUCAUAUUACAGUUUUUCUUAUCUUUUUAUGCCAAAAUAAUUAUGCUGGUUAGUCAGACUGUCAAGAUGUCUUUUAAUAUGCUGGAAUCUUGACAAACAAAAUAUUUAAUAACAAACUGGCUUUGUAUAUUUUGUGGCUUUAAGACAGGAAUUUUACCUUCAAUUCUCUAAACGAGGCAGUGCUGGCAUCGGCCAAGUUAAUAAUAGUACUCAAUCAUCAGUAGAAGGUUUUCAAAAGUUGUAUAAAUCAGUGCAUUUAUUUAUUAUGUUGUAAAACAAUCUGUAUUCAAAAUACAUAUUCUAGCUCUAUUACACUGUUAGAGUAUAUAUAAACCAUAACUCUGUUAACUAUUUACUUAUGUACUUGAAAUACUCAUUUCUGUCAAACAGAUGCCCAACUUUUUUCCUUACCAACAAAAAAAAAAGUAUUCUAGCACCCACAGGUAACUGAAUAGUAAUAAGGACUUUGUUAAAAAAUGAUCUUUCAUGUUGAAAAUACAUAGGACUAAAGAUGCAAAGCCAAAAUGAAAUCACCAAAUUAAGAAUUUAAUAUAGCCACAGCGCUAUUAUGUUAUUUUUUGCCAAUGUGUAUUUUAUACUGAGGUCAGAACUUACUUUCUGGGGUAAAUUUUCAAUUUUAGAAUGAAAGAGUUCUGUGAUUAUAUUGCCAAUAUGAUCUUUAGAUGAAAACAUGUCACAAGCAUUUAGCAGCCAGCUUUUGGUUCUAGGGAGUCUGUUUUUAACACAUGCUUGCAUUUGAGUUUGGACUGCUUCUCAAAUGGUGAUAUGAGAGGUUACUCCCUAUCAUUAUUUUUUGUUUUCUCAGUUAUUGCAACUUAAAUUGAAUUUUUGAAUUAUUUCUACUUAGGAAUAUUCUUAUUCAAUUGUUGAAAAACUAAAAAUUAAAACUGAAUGUCACAACAUACAAACAGAAUAACAUUGCCUAUUUUGGGGGAAGACAAAAAAGCUAUUCUGAGUUAAGUUGAGGUAGUAUUGUAUACCAAAGAAAUCACUUUAAUAAACCCUGAAUCCAACUGUUUUAUUGUUUUUACAGUAAAAGCAGUAGAUGAAUUGUGGGUUAUUUAAGAAGUACAGUAGUAGGAGAUUAAAUAGGAAUUAGUUUACUAUGAUUUUAAAGAGUUUUGUAUUCACCUUAACCAUAGUGCAUGCAAUUAUUGAAGGCAGGGAAAAGAAAACACUUCAGAAACAUGGAAAUUAAAGGAAAUAGGAGCUCGAUCUGUACCAGAAUCGGUUAAGGAAUUUUCAUCUGGAUGCUCUAAGUUCAUAUUAUUUAUUUGGGGAAAUGCUAAGAACUCACUUCCAAACUCUUCAAUAGUUUAGAAUCAUUUUAUUUUUUUCUAUACUCACCUCAGACAGCCAUUUUAUAGCAAGUGCUGUGUGUGUGUCAAGUCUUUUCUUAGAUUGACUACCCAAAGAGAAAACUGUCUCUUUAAGUCAGUGGUUAAAAAACCACUAUGGUUUUUCCCUUGUUUGGCCCUGUCAUGUAACGUACUGUCUGUACUAAGUGAAUUCUGGAUAGUUUCCUCCCUGUUUCUUCCAAGACUGGGUCUCUGACGUGGGGUGAUACUCCCUCAUGCAAAAUACCUUCUAAAUUUCUUGUAAAGAAACUAGAGAUUGUCUUUAUUACUGCCAUAAUGGAAAUCUGAGUGUCAUUAAAGGAAAUAAAUUAAAAUAAUUUAGCUAAGGGAUAUUGACUACUUAUACUUGACAUUCAAAUUCAGCCACUCUCUGAUCGUUAAUGUAAAGAUUUUUUUGCUACCUCUGUAAUUUUUAUAACAUAAGAUAACUAGAGCUCUUGUUGCAUCUCCUUCCCCUGAAAAUGUUGAAAUUAGAAGGUGCAAACUGCAAACUGAAUGUGUAACAGAAAAACUGAAUCAGAACUCAUGAGAAUAAUAGUCUGAUCUGUCUUAAUGACACAGCUUAGUUUUCAUAAUGACAGAUCUCUAAAUGAUGAUUUCAGAAUGACUGAUACAGUGACUAGAAAAAAAAAUUAUUUUUCUGGAAAUUUGCUCCUCACAGGGACCUGAUAGACAUGUGAUUUUGCACAAUUAAGGUGAACUAUAGCAUUAGUCAGAUCCUGUUUAUAGAUAUAAACUGAAUUUGUGUCAUUUUAUAUCACUCAUAAUGUAUGAGUAUUUCAUUUUUUAAUUCAAAUGUAAGAAGUCUUGUUUGCCACAGUUACCACCUCUUGUGGUAUGUAAUAACUAAAAACUGUUACCUAGGAGUCCGUUUUUCUUUUGUGAUUCUAUACAGCCAUUAUAAAAUAUUUCAAAAUUAUGAUGUUACAGUAAAAAUCUCUUUGAACUGAAUAAUUUCUAAAAUUAAAUAGAAGUCCAAAAUGCAUGUAAUUAAAUUUAAAUGCCCUCUUUCUUCUCUCAUUUAAUGGACAUUUUCCUAUCUUCUCUAUACUUGGCACUUGACUGGAUGCUGGGGAUACAAACAAAAUAAGGCAUAGCUUUUGUCUGGUAAAGUUCAAGUUUGUUUGCACAGUUGUUUUUCUAUGUCUGUUUAAAAAUUUAGAGGACUUUUUCAUUAAAUUGUUUUUUACUGAGGUAACAGUCUAUAACACCUUUGUUUUCGGGGUAUAGGUUGAUGCCUCUGAGAGGUAAGCUACCACACCACACAUACUGUCAAAGCCCCAAUAACCUUUUACAUAGUUCCAUUGCCCUCCCCCAACUGUCUUUCUCCCUCCUCACCCCCCCUACCCCAACACACACCCAUCUCCCUAUCAGCUGUCAUCUUCCUCUGGUAGCCUUAGUUGUGCAGUCAGACUUAAGGGGAUGCUUUGAUUUGUCUGUCCCUUUGCUUUGUUUCUUUAUAUUCCACAUGUGCGUGAAACCAUCUGAUAUUUAUCUUUCUCCUUCUGA
Molecule: messenger RNA, 12252 nt
Organism: Condylura cristata (star-nosed mole)
Lineage: Eukaryota; Metazoa; Chordata; Mammalia; Eulipotyphla; Talpidae
Gene: DGKH
Product: diacylglycerol kinase, eta
Exons: 30
Coding region: 1-3657 (1218 amino acids)
Biological process (GO): intracellular signal transduction; lipid phosphorylation; diacylglycerol metabolic process
Molecular function (GO): protein binding; ATP-dependent diacylglycerol kinase activity
Source: RefSeq, a predicted model, not a curated record